AUGAACGACAGUAAUAGCGUCAGUUCUCUAUAUCCUCCACCGCCGCCAUACAUUAAGUUCUUCACGAAAGAGAAUGUAGAUCGUGCGUCGCAGGCUCGCGCCGCCCACCGCGCAACUGACCCCGAGCAAAUCACUUCAGAAUUGGACUUUCUCGUACCGCCUCCAAUCCCGUCCGCUGGCCACUACAGGGCCUUCGGUAACAUAUGGCAGGUCAAAGACGAGCUGCCAGACCUGGAAACCGUCGGUCUCCGCAAACUAUACGACGACAGCGGCAAACAAGACAACAACUACCAAUACAAAAUCAAGCAACUACAUAAGCUUCUCAAGUCCCUUCUGCUCAACAUGCUAGAGCUCAUCGCAAUCCUAGGAGUCAAUCCAGAGCUGUUUCCACAAAAGGUAGAGCACAUCCGCACUAUCCUCUUCAACAUACAUCACCUCCUGAACGAAUAUAGACCCCAUCAGAGUCGUGAGUCCCUUAUAAUGCUUCUCGAGGAGCAACUGGAGCAUAAGAAGAGUGAAAUACAGCACAUCCAUGCCACGUGCGACAAGGUGGAAGCCCAGCUUGCCAACCUGUGCAAGCAAUAUAUAGAAUAA
Molecule: messenger RNA, 594 nt
Organism: Eremothecium sinecaudum
Lineage: Eukaryota; Fungi; Ascomycota; Saccharomycetes; Saccharomycetales; Saccharomycetaceae
Gene: MED7
Product: mediator complex subunit MED7
Exons: 1
Coding region: 1-594 (197 amino acids)
Biological process (GO): regulation of transcription by RNA polymerase II
Cellular component (GO): mediator complex; core mediator complex
Molecular function (GO): transcription coregulator activity
Source: RefSeq, a predicted model, not a curated record